Messenger RNA from Tupaia belangeri chinensis (Chinese tree shrew), 1987 nucleotides. RefSeq names its product MAGUK p55 scaffold protein 4 (gene MPP4). The record is from RefSeq and is a predicted model, not a curated record. Gene Ontology annotation, molecular function: protein binding. The transcript has 21 exons. The coding region runs from base 1 to 1905 and encodes 634 amino acids. NCBI's taxonomy places the organism in Eukaryota, Metazoa, Chordata, Mammalia, Scandentia, Tupaiidae.
AUGAUACAGUCAGACAAAGAAGCAGAUCUUCCAGACCAGGAAGACAAGCUUUCCACUGCAGCCAACCCCAAGAACGGCCUCUCCCAAAUCCUGAGGCUCGUGCUGCAGGAGCUGAGCCUCUUCUACAGCCGAGACGUGAAUGGAGUGUGUCUGCUAUAUGAUCUCCUCCACUCCCCGUGGCUACAGGCGCUGCUCAAGGUUUAUGACUGUCUUCAAGAAUUUAAAGAAAAGAAACUAGUACCUGCUACAACCCACGCACAGGCAUUGUCCCAUGAGGUUAUGGAGUUGUUACGUGGAAUCCAUAAAUCCCCUGAAACCCGAGAGCUGAGACGAAUCCUCCGGGGUCCACACUUUAAGGCCUUGCUCAGUGCUCAUGACACAGUAGCUCAGAAAGAUUUUGAACCUCUUCUCCCCCCACUGCCAGACAAUAUUCCUGAGAGUGAGGAAGCAAUGAGGAUUGUUUGUUUGGUUAAAAACCAACAGCCCCUGGGAGCUACCAUCAAACGUCAUGAGAUGACAGGGGACAUCCUGGUGGCCAGAGUCAUCCAUGGAGGGUUGGCUGAGAGGAGUGGGUUGUUAUAUGCUGGAGACAAAUUGGUUGAAGUGAAUGGAAUUUCAGUUGAAGGACUGGAUCCUGAGCAAGUGAUCCAUAUUCUGGCUAUGUCUCGUGGUACAAUCAUGUUCAAGGUGGUUCCAGUUUCUGACCCUCCUGUGAAUAACCAGAAGCCGGUGUACGUGCGUGCCAUGACUGAGUACUGGCCCCAGGAGGAUCCUGCCAUCCCUUGCAUGGAUGCUGGAUUGCAGUUCCGGAAGGGGGAUAUCCUCCAGAUUGUGGACCAGAAUGAUGCCCUCUGGUGGCAGGCCCGAAAAAUUUCAGACCUUGCUUCCUGUGCUGGGCUAAUCCCUUCAAACCAUCUUCUGAAGAGGAAGCAAAGGGAAUUCUGGUGGUCGCAGCCAUACCAGCCUCACACCUGCCUCAAAUCAACCAUGUUGAUUUCCAUGGAAGAAGAAGAUGACAUGAAGAUUGAUGAGAAAUGUGUGGAAGCAGAUGAAGAAACAUUUGAAUCUGAGGAACUUUCAGAAGACAAGGAGGAAUUUGUUGGCUAUGGUCAGAAGUUCUAUAUUGCUGGUUUCCGCCGCAGCAUGCGCCUGUGCCGCAGGAAGUCCCACCUCAGCCAGCUGCACGCCAGCGUGUGCUGCGCAGGCAGCUGCUACAGUGCAGUGGGUGCCCCUUACGAGGAGGUGGUGAAGUACCAGCGUCACCCUUCCGACAAGCACCGCCUCGUGGUGCUCGUGGGACCUUCUGGUGUGGGAGUUAAUGAACUGAGAAGACAACUUAUUGAAUUUAAUCCCAACCACUUUCAAAGUGCCGUGCCACAUACUACUCGUUCCAAAAAGAGUUAUGAAAUAGAUGGACGUGAGUAUCACUACGUGUCCAAGGAAACGUUUGAGAGCCUCAUGUAUAGUCACAGGAUGCUGGAGUAUGGUGAAUACAAAGGCCACCUGUAUGGCACUAGCGUGGAGGCUGUUCAGGCAGUCCUUGAGGCGGGAAAAGUCUGUGUCAUGGACUUGGAACCCCAGGAUAUUCAGGUGGCUCGAACUCAGGAACUGAAGCCUUACAUCAUAUUUAUAAAGCCAUCUAAUAUGAGUUAUAUGAGGCGAUCUCGGAAAAAUGCCAAGAUUAUUACUGACUACUUUGUGGACAUGAAGUUCAAGGAUGAAGACCUACAAGAGAUGCAGGAAUUAGCCCAAAAAAUGGAGACUCAGUUUGGGCAGUUUUUUGAUCGUGUAAUCGUGAAUGACAACUUGCAAGAGGCAUGUGCCGAGUUGUUGUCUGCCAUACAGAAGGCUCAGGAGGAGCCACAGUGGGUACCAGCAACAUGGAUUUCCUCUGAUGAGUCUUGAUACAGUUUUAACACUGUACCUUGUUACAGAGAUCUAUUACUAGAAUAGCAGCUGCAGUGUAAAAGCAGUAUUCAACCCAUUA